AUGGCGAGUGCAGCCGCGAAUUUGAAACACGGGUUGUUGGGCGAAUUCCGAGCAGGAGUAGAAAGCAUCGACGAAUACAAGGAAAGGUUCGAGCUUUACUGCCUGGCAAACGCAGUACCGAUAGGAGACGAGCACGUAGCUCGUAGGAAGGCAAUCUUUCUAACGUCUGUGGGUGCAUCGACCUACAGUUUGUUGCGGACCUUGGUACGACCUCGCCAACCGCAAGAUUUGGAGCUUGAUGAUAUCAUUCAGCAACUGAGAAAUCACUACGAGCCAAAGAAGAUUGUCAUAGCCGAGCGAUUCCGUUAUUACAAGAGACAACAGAAAGAAGGUGAGACUGUUACGGUGUUCUUGUCAGAAUUGCGUCGUCUAGCUAAACACUGUGAGUUCGGAGACAAGUUGUCAGUUGCGUUGAGGGACCAAUUCGUGUGUGGAUUACGAGUAGAAGCCCUACAGCAGAAAAUUCUAGCGGAAACUGACUUAACACUCGAGAAAGCGGUACGAAUAGCGCAAGCUUUUGAAUCGGCAAGACAAGAAACGAUAGCUUUGCGAGGAGACACGCGCAGACACGGAUCAACAAAAGACCACGAGACGGCAUUUAGCAUGCAAAGUAGUAACAGUGGGAGGUCAAAGACAGCACAGUCUGAUGUGAAAGUAUGCUACAGAUGCAAUGACAAGGGGCACGUUCCUGAUAAGUGUCAGAUGAAAUCAAGAGAGUGUUAUUUAUGUCACAAGCAGGGACAUAUCGCAAAAGCCUGCCGGAGUAAGAAGCAAGGCGAUUGCAAGAACAGGAGCGGAGCAACGGGUACCAAGAAUGCAAAGUACCAGAAACAAGCCACGUUACAAGUGGAAGAAGAGGAAGUAUGUUCACUUUAUGGUCUGGGAAGUCAGGAUGCUAUCAAAGUCAAUAUGACUGUAGCUGGACGAGAAUUAGAGCUGAUUGUUGACAUGGGUGCAACUAUUACCGUGAUUCCCAGGGAGACCUAUGAGAAACAACUAUCCCAUGUCAAACUCCAGAGCAGCAACGUGAAAUUACAGUCAUAUUGUGGACAGACAUUGUCUGUACGCGGAGAAGCUGUAGUACCAGUACGCUACAGAGAUCAAGAAAUACGAGGUAGAGUAGUUGUCGUCAAUGCUGCAAAUAAGCCAGCAGUGCUUGGCAGGAAUUGGUUGUCACAACUCAAGUUGGACUGGGCAUCUUUAUUUAGCUUGAAUGUCCUGGAUCCCAUACACGAGUUUCCUGAGUUAUUCGAGGAAGGAAUGGGAAAGCUGCAAGGAGUGCAAGCGAAAAUUACUUUGAGUGCCAAUGCAAGGCCAGUCUUUCAUAAGGCAAGACCAGUACCAUUUGCGUUACAAGCUAAAGUGGAUACUGAAAUCGAUUGCUUAGUCAGAGAAGGAGUACUGACACCUGUAGAUCAGAGCGAGUGGGCUUCACCGAUAGUAGUGGUGAGGAAAUCUGACGGCAGUAUCAGAUUGUGUGGUGACUACAAAGUAACCAUCAAUGAAUAUUUGGGAAAUAUUGAGUAUCCCACACCAAAUGCUCAAGAUUUAUUUGCUACUUUAGCAGGUGGUCGACGAUUUACCAGGCUUGAUCUAAAGCAAGCUUAUCAACAAAUGGAAGUGGAUACGGGGAGCCAAGAGUAUUUAACCAUAAAUACUAGGAAGGGUUUGUUUACUUAUACCAGAAUGCCUUUUGGUAUACGAACAGCACCGAGUAUUUUCCAGAAAACGAUGGAUAUGAUAUUGUCUGGAAUACCAGGAGUUUGUUGUUUUUUCGAUGACAUACUGAUUGUCGGUUCAACUGAUGCUGAGCACGAUGCAAGAGUGAGGCAAAUAUUACAACGCCUAAAGCAAAGAGGAGUCCGGCUAAAGAAGGACAAAUGUGAAUUUGGUCAGUCUGAGAUGACAUACUUAGGUCACAGGGUAGAUCACGAAGGUCUGAAGCCUACGGAAGACAAGGUCAAGGCUAUCAGGGAAGCACCUGAGCCAAGAAAUGUGACUGAGUUGAAGGCAUUUCUGGGGCUGUUGAACUAUUACAGCCAUUUCUUACCAAAUCUGUCGAAUACUCUACAAGCAUUGUAUGAGUUACUUCAAAAAGGAAGACAGUGGAGAUGGACAAGGAAACACAGGGCCGCAUUCAAUGCAGCAAAGAACAAUCAAGCUCAAUGUGACGCAUCCCCAUAUGGAAUAGGAGCCUGUUUGAGUCACGAGUUUGAGGAUAGAUUGGAGAGACCAGUGGCAUUUGCUUCACGGACACUGUCAUCAGCAGAAAAGGGCUAUGCCCAAAUAGUGCGUGAAGCACUGGCAAUCAUUUUCGGCGUUCGUCAUUUCCACAAGUUCCUCAUUGGUCGAAGAUUUACACUAGUGACAGAUCACAAACCUUUGGUCAAAAUUCUGGGACCUAAACAGGGCAUCCCAGCGUUAGCAGCAGCAAGGCUGCAGAGGUGGGCACUAAUUUUAAGUGCAUAUGAGUACAACUUGGAGUAUAUGGCUGGAGAGGAGAAUAAGGAAGCAGAUAUGCUGUCCCGACUGCCAAUGGAAGUGAAUGUCAUAGACCCUAACCAGGAAUUGUACCAUGUGGAUUGCUGUGAAAAUCUACCUGUAACAGCAGCAGAAGUAGCACAAGAGACUAAAGCAGAUCCAAUUUUGAGACGGGCAUACCAGUAUACAUUGUCUGGAUGGAACUGGAAAAGUCACAUGGAUCCAAGGUUACAACCCUACUCACGACGGUCAGAUGAACUUAGCGUUGAAGAGAACUGUUUACUUUGGGGAACACGUGUGAUAAUACCGCAAAAAUUACAGUCAAGAGUUCUAGCAGAUCUUCAUGAAAAUCACCUGGGUUCAAAUCGAAUGAAAGCAUUAGCUAGAUCAUAUAUCUGGUGGCCGAGUUUGGACAUGACGUUGGAAGAAUUGUGCAAGAAAUGUGAAAUUUGGCAAAGUCAGAGGAAUAAACCACCUGCUGGUAUUCCUCAUCCAUGGAUGUAUUCCACAGCACCUUGGAAGAGAGUUCACGCGGAUUUCGCAGAGUUUGAAGGUCAACAUUAUCUUAUUAUGAUUGACGCUUUUUCGAAAUGGUUGGAAGUGCAUGAAAUGGGCACUAGUACAACGGCUAGUAGGACAAUAGAGGUGAUGAGGCGAGUUUUUAGUUUUCAUGGCAUUCCAGGACGAUUGGUGACAGAUAAUGGUCCACAAUUCAGGUCAGUAGAAUUUCAGGAGUUCAUGAAAGGAAAUGGUGUCAAACACCAACUCACCCCUCCGUAUCACCCAUCGAGCAAUGGACAAGCAGAACGAGCAGUUCAAAUCUUCAAGAGAUCUAUGGAGGCACGACCUAGAGGACGCACUAUUUGA
This is a messenger RNA of Corticium candelabrum, 3348 nucleotides long. RefSeq lists its product as uncharacterized. The record is from RefSeq and is a predicted model, not a curated record. Lineage: Eukaryota; Metazoa; Porifera; Homoscleromorpha; Homosclerophorida; Plakinidae. Bases 1 to 3348 code for a protein of 1115 amino acids. Gene Ontology annotation, biological process: DNA integration; proteolysis. Gene Ontology annotation, molecular function: aspartic-type endopeptidase activity; zinc ion binding; nucleic acid binding. The transcript has 2 exons.